This is a messenger RNA of Neopelma chrysocephalum (saffron-crested tyrant-manakin), 2455 nucleotides long. RefSeq names its product arylsulfatase family member K (gene ARSK). Lineage: Eukaryota; Metazoa; Chordata; Aves; Passeriformes; Pipridae. The record is from RefSeq and is a predicted model, not a curated record. Bases 625 to 2028 code for a protein of 467 amino acids. The transcript has 8 exons.
UGUUAAAGGCUGUGUUGUUUUUUUUUUUCUGAGAUAGAUUUGAAGGCAGAAAUAGAUUAACCAUUUUCAUUAUAUCACUAGUAGAGAACAGGUACUGUUGAAACUAACAGUUUUUCUGGAAAAAAGAGGUUAAGUCUUGCAAGCUGUUGAAAUGUCUGGGCUUUCAUUAGAAAGUGUGCCUGCUUUUGUUGUGGGUCAUGCUACCUAUGAAAGACGCACACCUAUGUUGUCAAGUGUGACAAGAGUUUUCAGUGAUGCUGGACUGUGUUUGGCCUCUAGAAUAGUGACCUUCUGCUUGAACAGCCAGCUUUCUGCUGCUAUGUCACAUCAGGCGUUGUGCUUUUUGCACAUUUCCGGGAGGAAUGUGCUAGCAAUUCGGCUCCUGAAUUGCUACUUGAAGUAAACUGGAUGAUGUCAGGCUUUGCUUGCAAUGCUGCUCAAGUUCCUGGAUGAAAUGUGCUUGUUCGUAUUAAAACAAUUUUAUUUCCUUAAGUAUUUCAAAACCUGCAAAUCCUACAUAAUUCUUAGAGGGCAAGUUUCCAGAAAUAGCUGUUGAGCUUGCAGGAUGGACGCUUGACAUUUUUUCCAGGAAAUCAGACUGUGGAUUUACCUUCCAUAAAUUUUAUGAAAAGAUAUGGCACUGUCUUUCUCAAUGCCUAUACGAAUUCUCCAAUUUGUUGUCCUUCGCGUGCAGCUAUGUGGAGUGGUCUUUUCACCCAUUUAACAGAAUCUUGGAAUAACUUCAAAGGUCUAGAUCCAGAUUACAUAACAUGGAUGGAUCUCAUGGAGAAGCAUGGCUACCACACACAGAAGUUUGGGAAAUUGGACUAUACUUCUGGACAUCAUUCAGUUAGUAACCGUGUGGAAGCUUGGACUAGGGAUGUUCACUUCCUGCUCCGGCAAGAAGGGAGACCCAUGGUAAAUCUUACAGGUGAUAGGAAGCGGGUUAGAGUGAUGGAAGCAGAUUGGCGGAAUACUGAUAAAGCAGUAAACUGGAUAAAGGAAGAAGCUGUUAACCUUGCUCAACCAUUUGUUCUUUACUUGGGACUAAAUUUACCACACCCAUACCCAUCACCCUAUGCAGGAGAAAAUUUUGGAUCCUCUACAUUUUUAACAUCUCCCUAUUGGCUUGAAAAGGUAACCUAUGAAGCUAUUAAAAUACCCAAGUGGUCUUCUCUCUCUGAGAUGCAUCCAGUAGACUAUUACUCAUCGUACACCAAGAAUUGCACAGGAGAGUUUACAGAGGAAGAAGUGAAAAAUAUUAGAGCAUUUUAUUAUGCUAUGUGUGCAGAAACAGAUGCCAUGCUGGGUGAGAUUAUUUCAGCUCUGGGGGAUACAGGGCUUCUUAGAAAAACAGUCGUUAUAUUCACUGCAGACCAUGGAGAACUUGCUAUGGAACAUCGUCAGUUCUACAAAAUGAGCAUGUAUGAAGGAAGUUCCCAUGUUCCUCUUUUAGUUAUGGGACCAGGUGUAAAAGAACAGCAGGAAAUACCAAAUGUAGUAUCUCUUGUGGAUAUAUAUCCUACUAUGCUUGAUAUAGCAAGCAUUCCUGUCCCACAGAACCUCAGUGGAUAUUCUCUUAUACCGCUGCUAUGUAAAAAGACUGAAAGUGAAGUGUCACCAAGAGGACCUCGGCCCUCUUGGGUGCUGAGUGAGUUCCAUGGGUGCAAUGUGAAUUCUUCUGUGUAUAUGCUGCGAACUGGCAAAUGGAAAUAUAUUGUGUACUCGGAUGGCUGUUCAGUACUGCCACAACUAUUUGAUCUCACUGCCGAUCCAGAUGAGCUAAUGAAUGUUGCCAUAAAAUUCCCACUAAUUGUACAUUCCUUGGACAAAAUACUCCGUUCUGUAGUAAACUAUCCAAAGGUUUCUUCUUCUGUUCAGGAGUAUAACAAACGACAGUUUAUCAGUUGGAAACAAAGUUUGGGUCAGAAUUACUCAAGUGUUAUUGCAAACCUUAGGUGGCAUCAAGACUGGCUAAAGGAGCAAAAAAAAUAUGAGAAUGCAAUUGACGAAUGGCUUGGGGAGUAGACGGAAACAACCUGGAUUUAAUAUGACUGCGGGUAUGAAAACAUUAUGCAUUUGUAAUAUUAUAUUGUAUUUCAAGUAUUAGAAUCAUUGUCUUAUAUAAGCUAUUGAAAGUAAAGAUUCCCAAACAGUUACUGCUUUGUGUUAGGGAGCCAAGAGCAUUUUAUAUAAUGCCAGCAUAACAAAACUAGUGUUUUACAUGUUAUUGUUCUGUAACACUUAAAUGUACACAGGAAGGAUAAUGUGUAAAUACUAAUUGAGUGUAUGGAAUAUUUAGCUGAUUACAAAAAUACAGAGUAUUAAGCAUUAAAACUCAAUAGGAAUUUCCAUUUAUAAGGACGGAGUAAAGAUUAUAAAAUCUAGUGAAGUAAGCUACCAGUUACAGUGGAAUUUGUCGGAUUGAUUAUAGGUCCACAUUAAACACACAUUC